Messenger RNA from Lodderomyces theae, 570 nucleotides. RefSeq names its product adenine phosphoribosyltransferase (gene APT1). Gene Ontology annotation, molecular function: adenine phosphoribosyltransferase activity; AMP binding; adenine binding. Gene Ontology annotation, biological process: AMP salvage; adenine salvage. The coding region runs from base 1 to 570 and encodes 189 amino acids. The transcript has a single exon. The record is from RefSeq and is a predicted model, not a curated record. Gene Ontology annotation, cellular component: cytoplasm. Lineage: Eukaryota; Fungi; Ascomycota; Pichiomycetes; Serinales; Debaryomycetaceae.
AUGUCAGACAAAGUCAAAGAAAUAAGCUCCUUAGCUAAAGAGUUAAAGUCUCACUUGAAGCAAUUCCCCAAUUUCCCGAAAGAAGGUAUUCUUUUUGAAGAUUUUUUACCAAUUUUCGCUACACCCGAUUUGUUCAACAAAUUGAUCACAGCAUUCAAGUUGCACGUGGGUCAUACAAAAGUCGACUAUGUUAUUGGAUUAGAAAGUAGAGGGUUUUUGUUUGGGCCUACAUUGGCAUUAGCAUUGAAUGCUGGUUUUGUACCUGUAAGAAAGCCAGGUAAGUUACCAGGACCAACUUACCAAGUGGAGUUUCAGAAAGAAUAUGGUUCAGAUGUGUUUGAACUCCAGGAAGGAGUGAUCCCCAAAGGUGCCAAGGUUUUGAUUGUUGACGAUAUCUUGGCAACGGGGGGUUCAGCUUAUGGUGCGGGUGAAUUGGCUCUCAAAGCUGGUGCCGACAUCGUGGAGUUCUUGUUUGUCAUGGAGUUAGAUUUUUUGAAAGGGAGGGACAAAUUACACGCUCCUGUAUUCACAUUGUUUGGAGGACAAGAGGAGAAGUUUCAAGACUCAUAG